AGCAAGGCGAGCAGGUUCCUAGCCCAGGACCAGGACCGUUUCCAGCUGCAUCUCCCAGAGUGUUCGCCUCACCAACAGGAAAGAAGCAGCCACCCCAGCCCCACAUCCUGCACUGGCUUUUUAUGAAUCUUGCUGUGAGUUCUACAGCUUCUUUCUCUCCCCAGACCGACUGAAGAUCAUGACCACCUUUGGGGUCCGGCGCCGCCAGCUCCUGCUGUUCAUGGGUAUCCUGAAGCUGUCUGUAUUGGUCAUCUUCUUGCUCUUCUACGCUCUGCUCUGGCAGGCAGGGAACCUCACGGACCUGCCCAAUCUGAAAAUCGGCUUCUACAACUUCUGCCUGUGGAAUGAGGUCUCAGGCUCUCUCCAUUGCUUCCAGUCCCCCGAGCUGGAGACCCUGGGCGUGUCCAGAGUGGGUCUGGGCCUGGCCCGGCUGGGCGUCUACGGAGCCUUGGUACUCGCUCUUUUUGCUCCCUUGCCUCUCCUGCUGGCCUGGUGCAACCGGAACAAGGGAGAGUGGCAGCUGGCCAAGGGCUUCCUGGCCACCGCGACAGUGCUUCUGGCCAGUGGCGUGGGCCUCCUCCUCUGCUGCAUGUGGCGCUGGGUGCAGCUGUCCCUGCUGGGACCCGGCUUCCUGGCGCUGGGCCUUGCCCAGGCUUUACUCAUCCUAUUGCUGAUGGCCACUGCCACCAUCCCUUGGGCAGAGAAAACCCACGGCCGGCUGGAGAGCUGCUAAUUUCAACUAAAGGCUUGAUGACAACAAGGACUCAGUCUGAAUAUACCUAGAGAAGGUACCAGAG
Messenger RNA from Suncus etruscus (white-toothed pygmy shrew), 797 nucleotides. It is a transcript of the gene TMEM140, whose product is annotated as transmembrane protein 140. Bases 179 to 733 code for a protein of 184 amino acids. NCBI's taxonomy places the organism in Eukaryota, Metazoa, Chordata, Mammalia, Eulipotyphla, Soricidae. The record is from RefSeq and is a predicted model, not a curated record. The transcript has 2 exons.